This is a messenger RNA of Crotalus tigris (Tiger rattlesnake), 2006 nucleotides long. RefSeq names its product maestro heat-like repeat family member 5. The transcript is spliced from 14 exons. Lineage: Eukaryota; Metazoa; Chordata; Lepidosauria; Squamata; Viperidae. Gene Ontology annotation, cellular component: cytoplasm. The annotation marks the transcript as partial. The record is from RefSeq and is a predicted model, not a curated record.
AUGAGUCGCAGGCUGACCAAGUUGCCGUUGCUAAAGAAGAAGGACAGCAAGGAGUCCAACCUUCAGGUCAAUCGUGACCAGCAGCAGUGGGACCGCCAGGUAGCCCAUUUCUCUGGCUCCCACCCAUCCACUUCCCCAGACGCAGCCACUCGGAGAACCACGCAGCUCCUGCCUCUGCUUGUGAAGUCUUCCGCAGCUCCAAUGCAGGCCAGGAAGAGGGUUCAGCUUCCAGCGCUGGUGCUCCCCGACCUGGGCCAAAGGACAACCCUGAGGACCACUCCAGGGACUGCUCAGGCGGACGACCAGCAAGGCGAGAAAGAGCCCAUGGCCUUGCCAAGGGUGCCGGAGAGGGAAAGCUCUCAGAGGAGCAGCCUAUCCCAGGGGAGAAGGCCUUCCAAGGCCCUCCUGCCUUUAUAUCCAGAACUCUCCGACCAAUGUUUCCAAACCUUCUGGGAGAGCAAGGAGCCACUGAAUGGCAGAUCUGUGACAGAGAUGUUGGAGCAGAUGGAUGAAAAGGAAAUACUAGAUACCAUCCUGGAGCAUCUUCGUCCCUCCCUGCAUAUCUCUGCAGGCCCCCAACUGCCCAGGAGGAAAACGGAUGGACUUCCCUCCCUCCACCAGAAGUCUGCGCUCCGAGAAAGUCCUUCCCAUCUCUUGCCUCAAGAGAAGAUUUCGCUUUACAAAUACUACGGGGUGAAACUACGCAACUCGAGACAGAAAGACCUGGUCAAGGAACAACUGAAAAGUCUUCUGGGUUUUUCAUUUCAAGAAGAAACAGACAGAGAAGGAAUCUCUGAAGCCAUCGGAGUGGUUGCCUUUUGCCAUCUUCCUGAGAUCCUGGUGGCCCUGAGGCAGGUUGGCCACUUUGUGCGUGCAAAGAAACCUGCUCUGCAAGAAGCCCCCUUUCAGGACCCACACUCUUGUUUUGAGAGACAAAUUCGCACAGCCGUGAUCCUGUGCUAUGGCCACGCAGCCCUGGGAGCCCAGCCAGAGGACCUGAUGCCUUUAGCGGAACACAUUGUCUCUGAGAUUCUCUUCCAGUAUUGGACCAGGAACAAGGAUGAAGCCUUGACGAAAGCGUUCCUGACGUCCGUGAUCAGGAUCACCAAGGCUCUUGUCCAGACCAAGAGUCAGGAUGUCCAUUUACCCCACAAAUCUGAACUGGCCCUCAAUAUAAAUGAAGUCAUUGAAAAUGAGCCCGUGAGUCCCUUGUCCGUCAGAAUUCUUCAUCAAGCAAUCAUCGCAAUCACCUCCAUGACUCGUUUGAAGCCUACAUUGAACACUGAGGUGAUGUCUAAGUUGGUGAACACAAGCAUCCAGAAGGUGUUUUCCCUGCCGGCUAUGACCAUGACCAAAGUGAAUGCAGGUAGCCCAAACCAGUCAACCUAUACUCAGGACCUUUACCACCGGACGGUGACCGCCUGCAGCGCCAUGCUCACCAGCUUGCUGUCGGAGGCUCCCAAUUUGGAUUCCCUGCAGGAGAUCUUGAUGCACACAAAUAUCUGGAUUGAAUCUCCCAAGAUUCAUGAGAGAGAGAGGGCCAUUAAAAGCACCCGGUACCUCCUGAAGUUUGUUUCUGAACAGACAGAUUUCGACACCACAGCUGACUUUUAUCUGCUGGGGCAGCUGGUGGCGUUGCUGGGCCUGCACAUUGGCGACAGUGUCAAAGAAAUUGGCCAGACCUCUGCGGAGGCCGCCUACCACCUCCACUGCAUCAUCCUGAACAAAAUGGCUCAAGAGAUGGCGAUGAAGCCCAAGAAUAAAAAGGGGCAUAAUGUGACAUGGGCAAAGGAAGAUCUCCAAAGUUCAAGCCCAGGGAUCUUCUAUAAUGAUAUCUCCAUAAUGGCUAAGGUACCCAAGAUCCUCAGGGAAAUUUACCAUCGUCUCCCCAACAUCAGUGAACCGGCCACAAAACAAAACACCCUGAAGUCCGUGUGUCACCUGGCAUCUAAAUGGGUGAAAGAAGUGGUGGACUUUCUCCUGGAACGCUCCCCGGAUUGCGAUCA